GGCGAAGCUCGCUUUAGUCCUCCAAUAAACGGAGGUUUGGCAAAAAAAACCUUCGGGACGUGCGGCGGAGGCGAACCGGCGGCUGCCUGCGGGGCUCCGGGGAGGUGUGUGGCAGGAACGGGGCUCUGCUUCCAGCAGAGCCCGGAGCAGCCCCGGUGUGACCGAGGGACGCCGUCGGUCCGCGCCGAGCCCGCGGCAGCCCCGGCGGGGGCGGCUCCGUGCGCCCGGCGCUGCCGUCACUUCCCGGCCGGCGCGCUUCAUCCAUCACUUCCUGCCGGGGGCUCCACGAGGAGGACGCCGCUGUCCCCACCUGUCCCGGACAGCUCUGGGACCCGGGGUGGCAAUGGCCAGCCUGGCCGCCCAGGACUCCUACCUGCAGGGCUUGGCCAGGAGGGCCGGCGUGCAGCACGCCCCGGAGUCGCGGAAGAGGAAAUUUGUGUCUAAGCCAGGCCAGCCCGAGGAUGCUGGCAGACAGGUCAAAAAGCAGAAGAAAAAGAAGCCCAGGAAGCAAACUGAGAAGAAGAAUGCUCCUUCAGCCAAACAGGUGGUUUCUAACAGCAGUAAACCCACUCCAGGACAGAAAGCAGCCCCUCAAGCCAGCAAAUCAUCUCCACAGGGUGGCACACAGAACAGAAAGGAGAGUUUGGCUGCAGGAAGUAAAAGUGAACUGAGUUCCCCUUCUGUUUCUGCAAUCAGUCUGUUGCGUCAGAGACUCCAUGAGAAGAUUAAAAAGGCUUCUGGACAGGAUAAUGCCAAGGAGUUAACCCCUGCAGUGCUGGAGAAGAGGCAGCGGAGGAAGUAUGAGAGAGAGAGAAAGAAACGCCGACGGAAGGAGCUGAAGAUGAAGGCAAAAAUGGAGAAGAAAGAGACUGAGGAGGUACCAGCAGAGCCAGAAAACAAAAAGGAGGAGAGCAAAGCUGACAUUGUCUUCAACAGAGUUAAAGUUCAUGAGGAGAAUGAGUUAAACAAGGUCCAGAAGAAGAAAGAGAAGAGGAAAGCAGUGAAGGGCAAUAUCACUCCUCUGACAGGCAAGAACUACAAGCAGCUGCUGAGCAGGCUGGAGACCCGGAAGAAUAAACUGGAGGAGCUCAAGGAGAAGGACGAGAAGAAAGCUCAGGAGCUGGAGACCAAGAUAAAAUGGACAAAUGCCCUCUAUAAGGCAGAAGGGGUGAAGAUCCGUGACGAUGAGGAGCGUCUGAAGGAGGCCCUGAAGCGCAAGGAGAAGCGGAGAGCCCAGCGCAAGAGGCAGUGGGAGGAGCGGACUGUGAGGGUGGUGGAGAAGAUGCAGCAGCGGCAGGACAAGCGCAAGAAGAACAUCCAGAAGAAGAAGAAGGAGAGGAUAGAGAAGAAGAAAGCCAGGGCCCGGAAGAAGGGCCGAGUUCUGCCAGAGGACUUGAAAAAAGCUGGGUUAAUGUGAGAGCGUGGCAGCUCUGCUGGCAUUGGGGUUCCAAGGUCUGUCACACGGGGUGUGUCACUGUCCCAGGCUGUGGGGCAGGCACUGCCACAGCUUCCCAGCCUCAUCGUGCUAAAAAAAACAGUUGUAUGUUUGUUAAUAAAGUUUUCUAUCCUAAAAAAAA
Onychostruthus taczanowskii (white-rumped snowfinch) is the source of this 1577-nucleotide messenger RNA. RefSeq names its product surfeit 6 (gene SURF6). Lineage: Eukaryota; Metazoa; Chordata; Aves; Passeriformes; Passeridae. Bases 344 to 1417 code for a protein of 357 amino acids. Gene Ontology annotation, biological process: ribosomal large subunit biogenesis; ribosomal small subunit biogenesis. Gene Ontology annotation, molecular function: DNA binding; RNA binding. Gene Ontology annotation, cellular component: nucleolus. The transcript is spliced from 4 exons. The record is from RefSeq and is a predicted model, not a curated record.